AAGCAGCUCUCGUUAGGCGCCACGUUUCCGGUAGAAGAAGGAAGUUCGUUGUAGUUGCUGUUGUUGUUGUGUGUGUUAAUGUAUUGGGUUGUUAAACUGUGUCUGUGGAGGGUGUCGUGUCCUCCACGCUACAGUCUACUGCACACCGCUCUUCAUAGGAGUGUACAGUAUCGGCUUAUUGAUUUAAUCCAACACUUCUUCUGUGAAAGUGUCCACAGUUAUAAUUUAAACUGUAAAUAACACAUUACAGGUGGGCGCAGGUACAAUGGACUGUGUGUUAGGAACAGGGGGGCAUCUUGCUUAUUUUAUUUUAAUUUUAAAUUUGCAUAAACAGGUGUUUCCUAAAGUGUCUCAAAAAUCCCUACAGAUUAAGUAUGACCAGCUUUCAGGCCUUUGAUGUUGUGUUAUGAACAGUGUAGAAAAAUUAAAGUAGGAGCCAAUCAUCAGGAGGCGGAAUACUACCAGCCAAUCCCUGCGCAGAAGGCGGGGCUUUCCGGAAAACGGGUGCGAAAAGAACAACGUGCGUAAAGACACAGUGUCUGGUAGCGACGGUGUAGCUGCACAUUUCCUUCCCUCGCUUCAGUGUUUAGAGAGAUUACAGAGCUGCGCGCGAACGGCGAGUGAACCAAUCACUUUAGUCAGAGGAUUUCGAGGAAAUUCUCUCAUAGAUUUUAUCCAGAAAUGGACCAGAAGGACACGGAGAUGAACGAGAAAGGAGUUUCCUCCUCCACCAGCGGAGUUGUUGUCCAAGUUCGAGAGAAGAAGGGACCUUUACGGGCAGCGAUCCCGUACAUGCCUUUCCCUGUAGCUGUGAUCUGCCUGUUCCUCAACACGUUUGUACCUGGGCUCGGUACUUUCAUCUCAGCCUUCACGGUGCUGUGUGGUGCCAGGACGGAUCUGCCGGAUCGACACGUGUGCUGCGUGUUCUGGCUGAACAUCGCCGCGGCCUUCAUCCAGAUCCUCACCGCCGUGGUCAUGGUGGGCUGGAUUAUGAGCAUAUUCUGGGGCAUGGACAUGGUCAUCCUCGCAAUCUCUGAAGGCUACAGGGAGCAGGCAGCUGCCCAGCAGCUCUGAGGAAUCUGCCCACAUGAAGCCACGAGUGUGCACUUUUUAGCCGGUGCUGUCCGGCCAGCAUGGACAGGAGAGUUGAGGUAGCCUUCACAGGGACCGGGAGAAGGGCUAACUACAGUAAGCUUCUCAGCCUAAUUGGAAUUCCACACUGCUGGAAUGGCGGAUGUACAGUAUCCCCGAAACGCUACAAAGUGCUCUGUGAAUAUUAAAGGAAUACCGCUAACGUGCCAACUGUCUGUGUGCUAAACUCGUCCGAUCCUGUCAGGGCUAACUUCUCAUUAAUCUGUCUUCUCUUCAACCUUACUGUACAUUAAAUGGAAUGUAGGACAUGUGCCACACACAUAUGAUGUACAUACAAGCUGAAAUGGUUUAGGUGAGAGGUCUUCAGAUCCGGACCUGGAAUUUUACAGUCCUGUGUUUUGUAUUCAGUGGUAGUUAAUUGAACUGUACCUGAUUGGCCACCUAGUGUCCUCCAGUGUAAAGAGUUUUUGGUAACACUUUCUAUGAAUGUCACCUUUGUAAGCAUCUAUAAACACAUUCAUAACAUGUUAUAAUGCA
Molecule: messenger RNA, 1629 nt
Organism: Colossoma macropomum (tambaqui)
Lineage: Eukaryota; Metazoa; Chordata; Actinopteri; Characiformes; Serrasalmidae
Gene: stum
Product: stum, mechanosensory transduction mediator homolog
Exons: 4
Coding region: 682-1074 (130 amino acids)
Source: RefSeq, a predicted model, not a curated record